Fraxinus pennsylvanica is the source of this 1215-nucleotide messenger RNA. NCBI's taxonomy places the organism in Eukaryota, Viridiplantae, Streptophyta, Magnoliopsida, Lamiales, Oleaceae. The record is from the annotation of a GenBank genome assembly.
AUGACUCUUUUUGUUGUAGUGUUCAGAACUGAUUAUAAUAUCUCAGAACUUACAUUUCUCGAAAGGGUUUUUCCGAAAAUUAGUGGGUUAGAAGAACUCCUUUCGAUUCUUGAAAGAAUUAGAUUUACUCGUAGACAUCAUCCUCAUCCUCAUCAUCACCAUCACCAUCAUCAUCACAAGACGGAACCUCAAACUUCUUGUAACGAUGACAUAUGGAAAUCCAGGCUCAUAUCAGAUUACAGUGUUUCGUGUGUGUUGACAGUGGAUUUAAAGGGCUGUGCGAAUUUCAGCAGUGUGCAAAAGGCAGUAGAUGCUGUUCCUGAUUUUAGUCCAAGUAAAACACUGAUCGUUGUCGAUUCUGGCACUUACAGGGAGAAAAUUGUUGUGAGCUCCAACAAGACAAACUUAAUAAUACAAGGUCAAGGUUACCUCAACACGACCAUUGCUUGGAAUGACACUGCUAAUUCUACUGGAGGAACAGCUUACAGUUCCACGAUCGCCAUUUCCUCAGCCGGUUUCGUAGCUUAUAAUAUUAGUUUUCAGAACACAGCUCCUCCACCAGACCCUGGAGAAGUUGGCGGACAGGCGGUGGCACUCAGAAUUUCCGGCGAUCAAGCUGCAUUCUACGGCUGCGGAUUUUAUGGCGCACAAGAUACCCUUAACGAUGAUCAAGGGAGGCAUUAUUUCAAAGAGUGUUUCAUCCAGGGAUCCAUUGAUUUCAUUUUCGGAAAUGGCCGAUCACUCUAUGAGGAUUGCAUGAUCAAUUCAAUAGCAAAAGAAUCUGUCACCGGCGGAGUCACUGGAGCUGUGACUGCCCAGGCAAGAAACUCAGGCACUGAAAAAACAGGCUUCUCCUUUAUGAAUUGCGAAAUUGGAGGCAGUGGAAAAGUGUGGCUUGGACGAGCUUGGGGGGCAUAUGCCACCGUAGUUUUCUCCAAAACACACAUGUCCGACGUGGUUUCUUCUGAUGGCUGGAAUGACUGGAGAGAUUCCUCCAGAGACCAAACAGUGUUUUUUGGAGAGUGCGAGUGCUCUGGGCCGGGAGCAAAUUAUACGUAUAGAGUGGCAUAUGGGAAGCAAUUGAAGCAAACUGAAGCUGCUCCUUACAUGGAUAUUUCAUUUGUGGAUGGACAACAAUGGCUUCUUUCUCGCGGAAAAAAUUUAUCAUCAGACAGUCACAGACUCGAAGAAAGUGAUUUAGUUCAAAAAUAUUGA